This is a messenger RNA of Protomyces lactucae-debilis, 2021 nucleotides long. RefSeq lists its product as uncharacterized. NCBI's taxonomy places the organism in Eukaryota, Fungi, Ascomycota, Taphrinomycetes, Taphrinales, Protomycetaceae. Bases 273 to 1952 code for a protein of 559 amino acids. The transcript has a single exon. The record is from RefSeq and is a predicted model, not a curated record. Gene Ontology annotation, biological process: intracellular iron ion homeostasis; iron ion transport; copper ion import. Gene Ontology annotation, cellular component: plasma membrane. Gene Ontology annotation, molecular function: ferric-chelate reductase activity.
GGCUGAGUCGUUGGGAAUCUUGCGACGAUCAAAGCGCGCCCACGGAUGAGGCAUUUACGACCGCAACAGCCAGACAUGCGACCUGGACGAGGACAAAGCUGCGGCCUUUUCUUGAGCGAGCAGAACUACAAGACAGCAAGGGCCGGUCCUUCUUGACUAUGUUUGCGGACGCGAGAGACGAGGACUUCCAGUAAGAAGCCUUUCACAAACACCGGGCACCCUCCCUCGGCCUUCCCUUUCUAUUCUACUUCUGGUCCGGGCACUUUCGAAAUAUGGGCUCCAAUCAUGAUCCACUCAAGUCGGCCGUGUUGCUCAAGUACAACAAGCAAACGACGUUUCAGUAUGGUGUCUUUUUGGCUGCUGUGAUGUUCUUCUUCAUUGGCACGCACUGGAUCGACAUUCUUGUUCGGCCGCGACAAUCAAAGCUCUCUGGCCCUAUUCGUCUGAUUCGUCGGAUCACGCUUCGGCAGCUUCGGGUGUUUGGUUUUACUUUGCCUUCCAACGGUCACUUGGCUGUGUCUCUCCUCUUUAUUGCUGCACAGUUCUUCUUUUGUUUAUGGAACUGCUCCCUUGCAACGCCAUACAAGGAGUUAUACAAACGUGUUGGCUGGAUCUCCAUGGCCAACAUGCCACUGUUGUUUCUGCUCUCCAUUAAGAGCAACCCACUUGGCAAGCUUGUUGGCCUGAGCCAUGACAAGCUCAACAUCCAUCACCGCGUUGUCGGGCUCGUCACCAUCAUCGAAGCCUGGGUUCACACGUGGAUCUCUAUCAAGUCCAUGUACGCUCAAAAUUAUGUCUACUACCUCGGCAACAAUGACCAGAGCAUGGGUUGGAUUAGUAUGGCGUUUUGGACAAUCAUUCUGGUAAGCAGCCUGAAGCAAUUCCGGGAACGACACUAUGAAUGGUUCUACAUGCUGCACGUUACUAGCAUGAUCCUGUCUAUUGCCUUCUUGUACUUGCACAACUACCGUUGCGAGGGCUUUUCGAUCGCAGUCAUUGUCCUCUGGGUAGCUGAUCGUCUCAUUCGAUUCGUUCGCACAGUCUGGUACAAUCGCUCGUUCAGGCAGCACAAGGCCAGAGUGCAUUGCUCUGCGGACGGCAGCAUCAAGCUUUCCCUCUUGCGUCCAGGUUUCAAGUGGGAACCAGGAUCGCACGUCUUCUUGUCGCUACCUGAAGUCAGGCAAUUGCAAUCCCAUCCGUUCACCAUCAGCAAUCUUUAUGUGGAUAGCGAUACGCCGAUGAUCUUUGCUUUCGACGCAUACAACUCCUUCACGCGGGAUGUUGCCGGUGCUUCGCUAUAUGGAAAGCGCGACUUGAUUGCCACCGUUGAGGGACCGUAUGGCCACAUUGACAAGCUGUCUGUCUUUGACCGCGUCUUAUUUUGUACCGGUGGCUCUGGCAUUUCCUACACGCUGCCGCUUGCUAUGAGUCUGGUUCAGAGCGAACUUGGCAGUGAAAGUCUGGAUCGGUCAAAAGUGAGCUUCCUGUGGUCUUCUGCGAAACCUGCUCGAUUCCAGCAAUUCGAUGCUGAGCUUGCUAUUUUGGAGCAAGCCUGCAAGGUUGAGCUCUACAACACGGGCUGCAAGUGCUCAACGCCGGCUGGUAGUGCUCCUAUGAACAAGGCCUGCUGCUGUGUCCAGCGUAAAAUCUCCUCAACAAAAGGCGAGAUCUUUGAAGUGACGCAGGAUGAAAAGAUGCCGGUGAUGUCGGAAUCGUCUUCUAGCAGCUCUAUCGAUGAGCGUCGACCGUGGCUGGCAGACAAAGUCAUCCGGUGUCGCCCGGAUCUGCAUGCGAUUGUGGGAUCCUUUGUAGCGGAUGCCUCGCCUGGUGACAGAUUGGCUGUGGUGGGGUGCGGGCCUGAAGAUAUGGCAGCUGCGUUGCGGGCUGCAGUGAGUGUGCACAUUUCUGUGGGCGGGCCUGCCCUGGACUAUUAUGAGGAGCGAUUUGCAUGAGGCUGUACCCGUUCUCUGGUGUUCCUGUACGCUUAUAUUGGCAUCUAUAUCUACUGCAUGAUCAGUGAU